AAAGAAACUAAUUACUUUGACGUCCUUUGAUUCGAAUCUUUGGCGCUCUCGGGGAAAUUUCUCUGGUGUCUAACAGGGAGCGGAGGAGUGGCAAAUCGUGGAAGGCGUGGAUUGAGUACGAAACCUCAAAGCAUUUGCUAUUUCCAUGUUCAUCAUGAGCAGCCUCCUGACAACUAUUUACGAUAUUGCGCCAUGUAUAUCGACAGCACAGGUGCUUGGGCUCGAAUUACCAAGUGCAGAUGCGCUAUGGGAAGCACCCGAUGAGAGGCAAUGGCUUGACCUGCAAAAUUCAACGACUGCUCAACUCCCCCGCUUGGAGUUAAAAGAUGUGAUAACCCCCUUUGACUUCCGGCCAGGGGACUCAGAGGAUGGAACGAACUGA
This is a messenger RNA of Blastomyces gilchristii SLH14081, 382 nucleotides long. RefSeq lists its product as uncharacterized. The transcript has a single exon. Lineage: Eukaryota; Fungi; Ascomycota; Eurotiomycetes; Onygenales; Ajellomycetaceae. The record is from RefSeq and is a predicted model, not a curated record. The coding region runs from base 146 to 382 and encodes 78 amino acids.